Camelus dromedarius (Arabian camel) is the source of this 4009-nucleotide messenger RNA. It is a transcript of the gene TTI1, whose product is annotated as TELO2 interacting protein 1. Gene Ontology annotation, biological process: chromatin remodeling. The coding region runs from base 138 to 3416 and encodes 1092 amino acids. The record is from RefSeq and is a predicted model, not a curated record. The transcript has 8 exons. Gene Ontology annotation, cellular component: cytoplasm. Lineage: Eukaryota; Metazoa; Chordata; Mammalia; Artiodactyla; Camelidae.
GCAGAACCUUUCUGGCGCGGUGCGACGCGCGAGUUAGUACGUCACUUCCGGCGGGGCGGAGAAGGCGGGAGAGUGAGGGAAAGACUGGAAGACGAGCCAGCAGGAUGUUUCCUCAGUGAGAGGAAGGCUGUUGCACAAUGGCAGUUUUUGACACCCCGGAGGAGGCCUUUGGCGUCUUGCGUCCUGUCUGUGUUCAACUCACCAAGGCCCAGACAGUGGAGAACGUGGAGCGUCUGCAGGCACAGUUACAGGCCGUGAGUGACUCUGCCCUGCAGGAGCUUCAGCAGUACAUCCUCUUCCCUUUGCGAUUUACCCUGAAGACCCCGGGUCCCAAAAGAGAGCGCUUGAUCCAGAGUGUGGUGGAAUGCCUCACGUUUGUCCUCUCUUCAACAUGCGUGAAGGAACAAGAACUUCUCCAGGAGCUCUUUUCGGAGCUCUCUGCCUGCCUGUAUUCACCCACCUCCCAAAAACCUGCAGCUGUGUCAGAGGAGAUGAAGUUGGCUGUGAUCCGGGGCCUCAGCACAUUAAUGCACUCGGCUUAUGGGGACAUCGUUCUGGCUUUUUAUGAGCCCUCCAUUCUGCCUCGUUUAGGAUUUGCUGUAUCUUUACUAUUAGGCCUAGCAGAACAGGAAAAAUCAAAACAAAUUAAAACAGCUGCUUUAAAAUGUUUACAGGUUCUACUCUUUCAAUGUGAUUGUCAAGACCAUCCGAGGUCCUUGGAUGAGCUUGAGCAGAAGCAGCUGGGGGACUUGUUUGCCUCUUUUUUACCUGGAAUCUCAACUGCACUGACCAGGGUCAUCACAGGAGACUUUAAACAGGGGCACAGCAUUGUCGUGACGUCCCUAAAGAUCUUUUAUGAGACAGCGAGCUUCGUUAUGGCUGAUGAACAGCUCAGAAGAGUCUCAGAGGUCCAAGCAAAGCCUGCCGUGGAGCACCGAGUAGCGGAGCUGAUGGUUCACAGGGAAGCCAAUUGGGUAAAAAAUACCAGUGACAAGGUGACUGUCCUUAUUAAAAAGAUAAUUGAGUGUGUUUCAGUUCACCCACACUGGAAGGUGAGGCUGGAGCUGAUAGAACUUGUCAAGGCCCUCCUUUUGAAGUGCAGUCAGUCACUGGUCGGAUCGGCAGGUCCCCUUCUGAAGGCUUUGGUGAGUCUGGUAAAUGAUGAGAGCCCUGAAGUCCAAGCCCAGUGCAAUGAAGUCCUGAGACAUUUUGCAGACGAGAAAGUAGUGGUGGGCAGCAGAGCCAUUGCCGACGUCUUGUCUGAAAACCUGCACUCCCUCACCACGUCCCUUCCCCGCCUGAUGAACUCCCAAGACGACCAAGGCAGAUUCUCUACUCUCUCCUUGUUACUCGGGUACCUGAAACUCUUGGGCCCCAAAGUGAACUUUGUCCUCAACUCUGUGGCCCAUCUCCAGCGCCUUUCCAAAGCGCUUACCCAAGUCCUGGAAUUAGAUGUGGCCGACAUCAAAAUUGUUGAAGAGCGGCGUUGGAACUCCGACCAUCUGAGUGCUUCUGCAGAGACUCUAGCCUCCCAGCCGUGGAGUCGCAUCCAGAGGAGGUAUUUCCGCUUCUUCACCGACGAGAGGAUUUUCCUGCUCUUGAGGCAGGUGUGUCAGCUCCUUGGUUUUUAUGGGAACCUCUAUUUGCUUGUGGAUCACUUUAUGGAACUGUACCGCGAAUCUGUGGCUUACCGGAAGCAGGCUGCCAUGAUCCUUAAUGAACUGAUUGUAGGGGCUGCUGGGCUAGAGGUGGAGAAUCUUCAUGAAAGACACAUUAAAACAAGCCUGGAGGACCUGCGAGAGAUCGUGACAUCUAUACUUGAGGAAUACAUAAGCCAAGAAAACUGGUAUUUGGUCACUUGUAUCGAAGCUGAAGAAGUGGGAGAGGAGCUGACGGUGAGGCAGUCAGGCCUGCAGGCCCUCACAUCUGGUGCACACACCCGCCAGCUCCUCUCUUCUCCUGCCUUCUCACAGCCAAGUCCCACUAUCUGCUCCAUGAACAGCAACAUCUGGCAAAUAUGCAUCCAGUUGGAAGGGGUUGGCCACUUUGCACGCGCACUAGGAACAGACUUCCGUUUGCUCUUGAUGUCGGCCCUCUAUCCAGUACUGGAGAAAGCUGGAGACCAGACACUGCUCAUCAGUCAGGCGGCCACCGGCGCCAUGAUGGACAUUUGCCACGCUUGUGGCUACGAGUCCCUGCAGCACCUGAUCAAUCAAAACUCAGACUAUUUGGUGAAUGGGAUCUCUUUAAAUCUGCGUCAUCUGUCUCUCCACCCCCAUACGCCAAAGGUCUUGGAAGUCAUGCUGCAGAACUCAGAUGCUAGCCUACUUCCGUUGGUGGCAGAUGUGGUUCAAGACGUCUUGGCCACCCUGGACCAGUUUUACGAUAAGAGAGCUACUUCCUUUGUCAGUGUACUGCACGCCCUGCUGGUAGCAUUAGCCCAAUGGUUCCCAGAUGCAGAUAAUCUCGGGCAACUACAAGAGCAGAGUGUAGGGGAAAAGGAAAGUCAUUUGAGCCGAAGACCAGCAGCUCUUGAGAAAGGACUUGAGAAUACCACAACAGCUGAAGACAUCGAACAGUUUGUGCUGAACUACCUCAAGGAAAAGGAUGUGGCAGAUGGAAAUGUCUCAGAUUUUGAUAGUGAAGAAGAGGAGCAGUCAGACCCUCCCAGAGUGAAUGAGGAUGACACGGGUCCCGAUGUGGAGCCACCACUGCCCGUGCAGAUCCAAAUAGCCGUGGACGUGAUGGAGCGCUGCAUCCACUUGAUGUCAGAUAAAAAUCUGAAAAUCCGCUUGAAGGUCUUGGAUGUGCUGGAUCUGUGUGUAGUGGUUCUGCAAUCCCACAAGAACCGGCUCCUUCCCUUGGCUCAUCGGGCCUGGCCCUCACUCGUGCACCGACUCACAAAUGAUGACCCCCUAGCAGUGCUCAGAGCCUUCAAGGUUUUGGGUACCCUGGGAGGCAAGUGUGGCGAUUUUCUAAGGAGCCGGUUCUGCAAAGAUGUCUUGCCAAAGCUGGCUGGCUCCUUAGUCAGCCAGGCUCCCGUCAGUGCCAGGGCUGGACCAGUUUACUCCCACACACUGGCAUUCAAGUUGCAGCUGGCCGUCUUGCAGGGCCUGGGCCCUCUCUGUGAGAGACUGGACCUAGGUGAGGGUGACCUGAAUAAAGUGGCUGAUGCCUGCUUGAUUUACCUCAGCGCCAAACAGCCCGUGAAAUUACAAGAGGCUGCCAGGAGCGUUUUCCUCCACUUGAUGAAGGUAGACCCAGACGGCACCUGGUUCCUCCUGAACGAACUUUACUGCCCAGAGGACUUCAUACCUCCCCACCCCAGCCUCCACCCUGUGCAGCUGCGGGGGGCCACUGGGCAGCAGAACCCAUACACGGCCAGUGUGCUCCACCUGCUCCAGGAGCUACAGUGACCCCCGCCCCCACCGGUGGGCAGUGGAUGCCAGAGGAGGUCCCCUUCCUCCCCUGCCAAGGACGAGGACCUGGGACCAACCCCACCCUGGCCAAGGGCGGUGGCAGCAGCAGCAGAGAAGACUGCAAAGGUGGAUUAGACAGCCAAUCAAUUUAUAAAUUGAUCGAUCACACAACUGCUUAGAAAUUGGGUUGAAGGAAAGUGGCUGACUGUUAUUUAUAUUUCAUACCUGGUGUUUUCAAAUGACAUUGUCUGGCAGCUCUAAGGGCUUAACUCCUUAGUUUACCAUCUCUGCUGCCCAGCUGCCUCACAGGCCACCCCUCACACACCUGCGGCUCUCUGACUGACACACACCCACACCCGAGGGGGAGCUUGAGGACACUUCUGACAGAGGCCUGUACUACGCAUCGUGUGUGUCCUGAGUGCCUGAGGACCGCGUGGAAGUGUCCUGCAUCCAAGAGUUUUCAGAACACUGGCCUGGAACGCAGAUUUACAUGCCUCCAUCUCCAAUAAGGAAUGAACUCUUUGCACCUAACCUGUUCUUUGGAAGAAAGUGAAAUAAAGGCACUUCUCAGAUGAAGAGUAUGAUCAAGA